This is a messenger RNA of Spea bombifrons (plains spadefoot toad), 2405 nucleotides long. RefSeq names its product butyrylcholinesterase (gene BCHE). The transcript has 4 exons. Gene Ontology annotation, cellular component: plasma membrane. NCBI's taxonomy places the organism in Eukaryota, Metazoa, Chordata, Amphibia, Anura, Pelobatidae. Gene Ontology annotation, biological process: choline metabolic process; acetylcholine catabolic process. The coding region runs from base 123 to 1934 and encodes 603 amino acids. The record is from RefSeq and is a predicted model, not a curated record. Gene Ontology annotation, molecular function: acetylcholinesterase activity.
GUUUCUAUUAAUGUCAGUACUAUCCAAUUUACUGAACUGAAGCAGCGGAUGUGUUACUAGUCACUAAACUACUUAAGACCACUGCUUUUUAAAACUUUGCGAUAUUGUCACAGUUAUCAGGCAUGUGGUGCAAUCUGAUACAUGGAAAGAAAAUCUCCAGCAUUAGCUUUACUAUAACUUGUGUGUUUCUUGUACUCUCGCAUUGUGACGAUGAACCUUUUGUAAGUACCAAUUCCGGAAAAGUAAGAGGAAUAGAGAUACCCGUGUUCUCUGGAAUAAUUACAGCCUUUCUCGGAAUUCCUUAUGCAGAACCACCUGUUGGUGCCCUAAGGUUUAAAAAACCAGAACCCCACAAACCUUGGUCAGAGGUUUGGAAUGCUUCACAAUAUGGAAAUUCUUGCUAUCAGUAUGUCGAUCAAACAUUCCCAGGAUUUCCUGGAGCUGAAAUGUGGAAUCCAAAUACUGAACUAAGUGAAGAUUGUUUGUACCUUAAUAUAUGGAUACCAACCCCAAAGCCAAAAAAAGCAAGUGUCAUGGUUUGGAUUUAUGGUGGAGGUUUUGAAACUGGGACAUCUUCACUUGAUGUAUAUGAUGGCAAGUUUCUUGCCAGAACCGAAAGGGUAAUUGUAAUAUCCAUAAACUACAGAGUUGGAGCCCUAGGGUUUUUGGCUUUUCCUGGUAAUCCUGAAGCUCCAGGAAAUGUGGGCCUAUUUGACCAGCGACUAGCUCUUCAGUGGAUUCAUGAAAACAUUGCAGCAUUUGGUGGGAACCCAAAAAGCAUAACUCUCUUUGGAGAAAGUGCUGGUGGAGCUUCAGUUAGUUAUCACAUGCUUUCUCCUAAAAGUCAUCCAUUUUUUACAAGGGCUAUAAUGCAAAGUGGAACUGCUAAUGCCCCAUGGGCUGUAAUAAGUAAAACUGAGGCCCAGAACAGAGCUCUCACAUUAGCAAACCUCUUGAGCUGUUCUUUCAGAAAUGAAACAGAAAUAAUUGCCUGUCUUCGGAGCAAGACUCCUCAGGAAAUAGUUGAAAAGGCACUUUCUACUUUACCACACAGAUCAUUAAUUGAAAUUAAUUUUCUUCCAGCAGUUGAUGGUGAUUUUCUCAUAGAUACGCCUGAAGUUUUGUUGGAACUUGGACAACUUAAGAAAACUACAGAAAUUUUAACUGGUGUCAAUAAAGAUGAAGGUUCAUAUUUCUUAGUGUAUAACUUACCUGGAUUUAGCAAGGAUCAUGAGAGUUUUAUAAACAGAACACAAUUUCAGGAAAAUGUCAAGCUAGCGUUUCGCAAAGCAACAGAACUUGCAGUAGACUCUAUACUGUUUCAUUACACAAACUGGGAAGAUGAACAGAACCCUACUCAUAAUCGAGAUGCAAUGGAUGACAUCGUUGGUGAUUACAAUUUCAUAUGUCCACUGUUGGAGUUUACAAAAAGAAAUACAGAACUUGGAAACGCAGCAUACGUAUACUUCUUCAAUCACAGAUCAUCCAAACUUUCAUGGCCUGAUUGGAUGGGAGUUGUCCAUGGAUAUGAAAUAGAAUUUGUAUUUGGAAUCCCAAUGUAUAGAAGACUUAAUUUUACAAGGUCUGAGGAAAAAUUGGCCAGAACAAUAAUGAGAUAUUGGGCAAAUUUUGCUAAAACAGGAAAUCCGAAUGGUGCACAGUCUCAGGAAAACAGAUGGCCUGUCUUCACGCUUGAUGAGCAGCAUUACCUUAUGUUAGACACAGAAGACUCAAAGACAGAUCGGAAAAUGCGUGCCAAGCAGUGCAGAUUCUGGAACAAAUUCUAUCCCAAAGUCCUGCAAAUAACAGGGAAUAUUGAUGAAGUAGAACAACAGUGGAAGGCUGAAUUCCAUCGCUGGAACAAUUACAUGAUGGACUGGAAAAAUCAAUUUAAUGAUUACAGCAGUAAGAAGGAAAGCUGCACUGGUCUCUAAUUAAUAGCUUUACCCUUUAAGAAAUUAGCAUUUUAUGAUUAGUUGUUACAAACACGCUAUUAGCCAUUUAAGGUUUACCCAUUUUGCAUAUAAUGUAAAUAAAACAGCGUUUGGCUGAACUGUACAAUAAUUAUUUUAGGGCAUGAUUUCAGUAGAAUUUUAGUCCAUAUCUAUUGUAGAGUGCAAACUUUAUGAACAAUAGCACCGCAAUGUAAAUUCUAGAGUAGCUAAAAUACAAAAAUAUCUAUAAUCACAUAUAGGUGUGACUCAUGGUAAUACAUACAUUUAUACCCACUAAUAAUUCUGUGCUCCUAGAAAAGAGGGACAAAAUGCAGAAAAAAGGAGUAACACAGAUUUACCAAAGAGUGCCUGCCUUCUUUAGUGGAACACUUUGGGAGGUUUUCAUGCAACUUUUUUUUUGUUCUUGGUGGAGAAGCAAAAAUAUGGUAUUUUGAUAAAAUGAAUUUUGUA